AUGACAACGAAGAACUACCAAAAUGCCCUGGCCUUGGAGUUUGCUGUUAAGGAGAUUGAUGAGAAUGCCAAGAUGUUGCCAAAUAUUUCGCUUGGGUUCCAUGUGUAUGAGAGCUAUUAUGAUGACUGGAUGACCUAUCACGCCACUCUGAACUUGCUCUUCAGAUCCCAUCGAUUUGUCCCCAACUAUAGAUGUGACACUGAAAAGAGUCCAAAAGCCAUCAUUGGGGGACUUAGCUCGGAGAUCUCCUUCCGUAUGGCAGAUAUUCUGGAUCUUCACAAGGUUCCACAGCUCACAUAUGGGUUGUUUGCCCAAGAUGAGAAGGAUAUAAGACAACUCCCUUCCUUUUACCACAUGGUGCUAAAUGAAGCCCAGCAGACCAUGAGGUUAAUUAAACAUUUCCAAUGGACUUGGGUUGGGCUUUUUGUUGUGGAUAAUGACAGCGGAGAACAGUUCUCACGUAGUCUGGAGCCAUCACUUACCCAAAAUGGAAUCUGUUUAGCAUUCAUAGAAACAAUACUAUCCCGCCGCCAUGAGGUGAGCAUGGAUUACUUCAACUAUGUGAUCUCCAGAGCAUACCUGCCUUUCAUAGACAGCAAAGCAAGUGCAGUCAUCCUCUAUGGAAGACCAACAACCAUUAAUUGGCUAAUGACAUUAGUAUCCGUAGCAGGUCCUGGACUUAAGGAAAAUCCUUCACUUAGAAAGGUGUGGAUUAUGGCAGGCCACGUUGAUUUUGCAUUAACGUUCCUUCAGAGGAGUUGGGAUUUUGGAUUCUUCCAAGGUGCCAUUUUCUUCACAAUUCAUUCAGAGAAGCUUGCAGGUUUUCAGAAGUUUCUUCAAAAUGUGAAACCUUGCAGGACAGAAGGAGAUGGUUUUAUGAAGGACUUCUGGGAACAAGCAUUUGAAUGUUCAUUUCCAAAGUCCGAGGAGCCAAUGAAGAGCGAUGGGACAUGUACUGGGGAGGAGAGGCUGGAGAAUCUUCCUGGGCCAGUCUUUGAAAUGAGCAUGACUGGCCACAGUUACAGCAUCUAUAAUGCUGUCUAUGCUGUGGCGCAUGCUUUGCAGUCCAUGUCCACUUCCAGAUCCCGCCACAGACCAACGAUGGAUAGUCAAGGAGCUCUAUUUCAAGAUCUUCAGCCUUGGCAGCUUCACCCAUUCCUUCAAGGAAUUUUGUUUAACAAUUCAGCAGGCGAAACAGUAUAUUUUAAUAACAGGGAAAUGGUAACUGGAUUCGAUAUAAUGAAUGUGGUCACGUUCCCAAACAAUUCCUUCCUGAAAGUGAAAGUCGGAAGUCUGAAUCCCCAUGCUCCUGAAGGACAGGAAUUCAUCAUUCAUGAAGACCGAAUUGUGUGGCCCCGUGUUUUCAAACAGGUGCCCCCAACAUCUGUCUGCAACGACCCCUGUCAGCCUGGAUAUCAUAAGGAAAAGAAGGAGGGGAAGAAAUUUUGCUGCUACAAUUGCGUUCCGUGCCAGGAAGGGAAGACUGCAAACCAGAAGGAUAUGGAUAACUGCAACACAUGUCCAGAAGAUCAAUAUCCAAGCAUGGACCAUGAUCAAUGUUUGCCCAAGAUUGUAAGCUUUCUGUCUUAUGAAGAACCUUUAGGCAUCAGUUUGACUAUUGUUGCUCUUUCUUUCUCCCUGAGCACAUCUUUGGUUCUAGCAAUUUUCAUUAGGCACAAAGAUACCCCCAUAGUCAAAGCCAACAACCGGGAUAUCACCUACACUCUUCUUGUUUCCCUUCUGCUCUGCUUCCUCUGUUCCCUGCUUUUCCUCGGACAACCAAACAAGACGACUUGCUUCCUCCAGCAAUCCGCUUUCAGCAUCAUCUUUACAGUGGCUGUUUCUUGUGUCUUGGCCAAAACCAUCACUGUGGUGGUAGCUUUCAUGGCCACCAUACCAGGAUCCAAUAUGAGGAGGUGGGUGGGAAAAAGACUGACCAACUCAGUUGUCCUUUCCUGUUCACUUCUAGAAGCAGCCAUUUGUGUUGUGUGGCUAGCAACCUCUCCCCCAUUCCCAGAUUUUGACAGAAAGUCCCUGUCUAGGGAGAUCAUGGCUCAGUGCAAUGAAGGAUCCAUCCUCCUAUUUUAUAUUUCUCUGGGCUACAUGGGACUUCUCUCCUUCAUCAGCUUGAUUGUGGCUUUCCUUGCAAGAAAACUGCCAGACAGCUUUAACGAAGCCAAGUUCAUCACCUUCAGCAUGCUGGUGUUCUGCAGUGUUUGGUUGUCUUUCAUUCCGACCUACCUGAGCACCAAAGGGAAAUACAUGGUAGCGGUCGAAGUCUUCUCUAUCCAGGCAUCCAGUGCUGGGUUACUGGCCUGUAUCUUUUUCCCAAAAUGCUACAUUAUUGUUCUGAGACCUGAUCUGAAUAAAAGGAACCAGAUAAUUGGCAGGAAGAAUUAUUAA
This is a messenger RNA of Euleptes europaea (tarantolino), 2403 nucleotides long. Its product is annotated as vomeronasal type-2 receptor 26-like. Gene Ontology annotation, cellular component: membrane. The record is from RefSeq and is a predicted model, not a curated record. The coding region runs from base 1 to 2403 and encodes 800 amino acids. Gene Ontology annotation, molecular function: G protein-coupled receptor activity. NCBI's taxonomy places the organism in Eukaryota, Metazoa, Chordata, Lepidosauria, Squamata, Sphaerodactylidae. The transcript has 5 exons. Gene Ontology annotation, biological process: G protein-coupled receptor signaling pathway.